CGGUGAUCGUACAUACCAGAUCAGUUAUCUGUCCUUGAACAGUAAAAUACCAAAAAGAACUGAUUGUCGGCAGCCUUUGUUAUUGUCUGUUCAAGUUUUUAAUCGUUAAAAUAGAAAGAGUGUGCACAAUGUAGAGAUAGAUGAAUGGAAAUCAGAAGACAGAGUAAACAGUGUGCAGAACUUUAAGAAUUUAACUUUUUUUGGCUCGGUAUUCUGAAAGAAAUAGUUUGAUAUUACUCAUAGCAAACAUCCAUAUAACUGAACCACUUUGGAAGUAAAUAUGGCAGAUAUUACAGGUGUUCCAGUUAAGCUUGAGGUAUGCAGUGAAUCAAAUGAAUCACAUUACCAAAAUGCUGAGGUGUGCAGUAAAUCAAAUGAAUCACUUUACAAAAGUGCUGAGGUGUGCAGUAAAUCAAAUGAAUCGCUUUACAAAAGUGCUGAGGUGUGCAGUAAAUCAAAUGAAUCGCUUUACAAAAGUGCUGAGGUGUGCAGUAAAUCAAAUGAAUCGCUUUACAAAAGUGCUGAGGUGUGCAGUAAAUCAAAUGAAUCGCUUUACAAAAGUGCUGAGGUGUGCAGUAAAUCAAAUGAAUCGCUUUACAAAAGUGCUGAGGUGUGCAGUAAAUCAAAUGAAUUACUUUACCAAAAUGCUGAUGAUCAAGUUCGGAUGCAAAUGCAAAAUGUUGAAAAAUCUUACGUAUGUAGUGAAUGUGGCAAAAGUUUUAAUCAUAAUGGCAACUUUUAUAGACAUCUUAGGACCCAUACGGGUAUAAUACAAUAUAAGUGUGAUGAAUGUGGAAAAGGGUUUUGUCAUAUAGGGCACUAUAAUAAACAUUUGAGGAUGCAUACUGUUGAAAAGCAAUUAUUCUGCCCAAAUUGUGGGAAACAAUUUAGCAGUAGUAGAAAUUUAAGACGACACGUGAAAAUCCAUAUUAGUGAAAAAGCAUAUGCAUGUGGGCAGUGUGGAAAGACAUUUAAUCAGAAAAAUUAUUUGAAAACACAUCUUAAGGUACAUACUCAAGGUAAAGCUUUUAAAUGUGAUAUAUGUGGAAAGGACUUUAGACAAAGUGGUAAUUUAAAGACACACAUGAUAGUACAUACCAAUGAAAAACCAUAUAAGUGUGGAAUAUGUGAGAAACAAUUUAGUAUGGACACUAUUUUGAGACACCACAUGAAAACACAUACAGGUGAAAAACCACAUAAAUGUGAUGUAUGUGGUAAGAAAUUUAGUCAGAGUAGUAAUGUACAUGCACACAUGAAAAUACAUACUGGUGAGAAACCUCAUAAAUGUGAUCAGUGUGACCAAGCAUUUAGUCUUAAGGGACAGCUUCAAACUCACAUGAGAAUCCAUACUGGUGAAAAACCAUUUAAAUGUGAGGUAUGUGGUAAAGAAUUUAGAGUUAGUGGAACAUUAAAGAAACACCAGAGAACGCAUACUGGUGAAAAACCAUAUGUAUGCCACGUAUGUGAUAGAGGAUUUUGUCAGAGUGGUCAGCUUCAAUCACAUUUGGUAAUACAUACAGAUGCCAAAAAUGAUAAAACACACAAAUGCGAUGAAUGUGGGAAAGGGUUUAGACUCCGUGGGAACUUAGCGAUACAUAAAAGAUCCCAUGCAAUUGUUAAACCAUUUAAAUGUGGAGAAUGUGGAAAAGGAUUUACCAUGAACAGUUCUUUACAGAAACACAUGAGAACACAUACAGGUGAAAAACCAUACAAAUGUGAAGUUUGUGGUAGAUCAUUUAGUGAGAGUCAUAGUGUACAGAGACACAUGACUGUCCAUUCGGGAGAAAGACCUUACCAGUGUGAUGUAUGUGGUAAAAGGUUUAGUCUUAGAGGUAACUUUCAAACCCAUACUAAGAUUCAUAUCGACAAUACUGUCAAUUCUAUGUUUAUGGUUGAUGAGGAGCGCGUGUCAUCCUCGUCAUGAUCCUUGAAUACUUGAUUAAAAGAUUGGGUUUUGGAACUGUGUGAAAAAUGUAAUAUGGUGUAUGAAAAAGUAGAUAUUGUAGAUAUAUUUAAACUUUUAAUCAUAUGUAAUUACAAAAGACAUUUGUAUAAAUGUUCUUGUGCAGUAUACAUACAUAGCCAGAAAUCUUUUAACCUAUAUAAUUGAAUUUUUAAAUUUUUUACUCAGAUAAUGUCAAAAAAUGUAUAAACAUGAUAAAAAUAUACAGGAAAA
Mytilus californianus (California mussel) is the source of this 2176-nucleotide messenger RNA. Its product is annotated as zinc finger protein 234-like. The coding region runs from base 281 to 1924 and encodes 547 amino acids. Lineage: Eukaryota; Metazoa; Mollusca; Bivalvia; Mytilida; Mytilidae. Gene Ontology annotation, molecular function: RNA polymerase II cis-regulatory region sequence-specific DNA binding; DNA-binding transcription factor activity, RNA polymerase II-specific. Gene Ontology annotation, biological process: regulation of transcription by RNA polymerase II. Gene Ontology annotation, cellular component: nucleus. The record is from RefSeq and is a predicted model, not a curated record. The transcript is spliced from 4 exons.